This is a messenger RNA of Synchiropus splendidus (mandarinfish), 10913 nucleotides long. Its product is annotated as protein AHNAK2. Gene Ontology annotation, molecular function: protein binding. The record is from RefSeq and is a predicted model, not a curated record. The transcript has 7 exons. Lineage: Eukaryota; Metazoa; Chordata; Actinopteri; Syngnathiformes; Callionymidae. Gene Ontology annotation, cellular component: cytoplasm; nucleus. Gene Ontology annotation, biological process: regulation of RNA splicing; peripheral nervous system myelin maintenance. Bases 190 to 10296 code for a protein of 3368 amino acids.
UUCCAUCACUCGCAGGACAGCAGUGAGCUCUCUCACUGUCUCAUCUUCCGGCAUUUUCUGCGACUCAUCCUUUGCUGUAUCAGGCCGGCAGGCAGAUUAGGCCAGGACGAGUCGAGGGGACGCUGCAGAAGCUCUGCGCUUUCGCUCUGCCAAGACCCCUUCUCUGCUGCCUCCACAGCCGCUUCCAUCAUGUGUGACUGUUUCCAUCUGGCCUUCCCCAACUGGCAUGACACCUCCUCAGGGACGGGAGCAGGGCGAAGGCUCCGAGGACCAGAUCCGGGUGGCCCGGACGACUCAGUAUGCGAGGAACCAUCUCAGUACACGGAGGGAGAAAGGCCGCGCCCUCAAGGGUCAUCGCCAGUGGACGAGUAUCCUGAAACAGAGAGGUUUUCUGACAGUGAUAAGGAGUUUGAAACAGACCGGCACAGUAAAAAGAAAGAAAAGAAAAAUCGAAAGUCUGGAUUUGGCCACAUGUUUGAAAAAAGCUCAACACCUAAAAUGAGCAAGCUUAAGGAAGCUCAGAGCCCUGAUUCUGGAGUGAUAGUGAAAACAGCGAAAGAUGGAUCUGCAGAAGGUCUUGUAUAUGGAGGAGGAGGCAAAGAAGGAAUCUUCAUUAAAGAGGUCGUCCCUGAAUCGCCUGCCUCGAAAAGUCUGAAAUUAAGAGAGGGUGAUCAAAUCUUGAGUGCCACAGUGUAUUUUGACAAUGUACCCUAUGAGGAUGCAGUUCAGAUCCUAGAGCAUGCUCAAGCUUACAACGUGAAACUGUGUUUGAAACGCAAGCCUGAGAUCACUGGAGUCGAGUCCGACGUCAUCCCUGAGGAUGGAUCUUACAAUUUAGAAAUGAGGGACAGAGAAAAGUCCAGGAGACGUGGUGAUGCUCGCAUUUCAUGGCCUAAAUUUCCUACCCUUGGAAAAGGACGGAAGUCACAUUUUAAAAGGUCUCAUAGUUCCUCAGAGGCGGAUGAACAGAGAAAGUUGGAGUUAAGUCCUACCACAAGUGACACUGAAUCCCCGGUAAAAUCCCAAGAUGUCCUCAAAGGGAAGAAGCGGAACAAGAUGAAGCUUUCCUCUUUGACAAAAACAAGUCGGGUAACUUCUUCUGAUGGACAGGACACUGAUGCUCCAAUAACUGGGUAUGAGAUUGAAACACGGGAAAUGAAAAUGUCCCUUGAGAGUCCUUCCAAGGAAGUCGAAGGUGGAGAAGUAGACCCUGAGGACUCAAGACAAGUCAUACCUCAAUCCCCCGAUAAGGUGGAACUCAUUUCCAUAGAUACCACCUUGAAAUCAGCUGAUUUACCGAGUCCAACGAAGUCUCCAGAUGGUAAAAAGAAAAAGAAGGAAAAGUCUGAGAUGAAGAUAAGAAUUCUGGGAAAAGACAAGUCCUCAAAAAAAGAUGCCAAAGCUAAAGCCUCCCCAAAAAGGCUAAAGACUCUUGGAGCUAGUCUUGACAUUUCAGAGAGAACAAAAACUGAGGAAUCGGAUGGAACCAAAUCUGUCGAUGCUGCAGUGGUUGAAAAGGACUCUGGGAAGGACCAAACAGAUUUAUCUGAUAUUGCCCUUUUUGAAGAAUCUCCACAGAAAAGCAAAGAGAAAACAAAGAAAAAAAGAAUUAAAGACAAGACAAGUCCAAAAUUUAAACUACCCAAAAUAGGAUUUGUUGACUAUACAGUCGAGCAAUCGCAAAAAACAAUGCUAGCAGAUGAUCAGGGAUGUGUCACGACACAGCCAGGUGAGAGUAAGGACGACCUUUAUGGCAGCCUAUCAAAAGAUGGUUUCUCCAGAACUCAACUUCCUAAGCGAGAAGAUAUUGAGAUUCCAGGAAUGGAAGAUGCAUCUCGUAAAAGAAUAAACGGAAAUGGGGAAACUUUACAACUAUCAAUUGAUGUUAACAGUGUAAAAGAAGCAGUUUCAAAACUGCCAGGAUACAAACUACCCCAAGUGGACCCAGAUGGCGUGCUCAUCCCAGCGGAAAUAAUCGUCAUAGAUGCAAACGCACAGAGAAUAUCUGUGAAAAGUCCGACAAAGGUCACAGACAGCAGUGCAAAGAAAGGAUCAAAACCUGACACCUUAUCUUGUGAUGUAACUUCACAUGGAGUGGAAAUUCCCACAGAUGGGAUUGAAUACAUUGAUUCAGCCGGUUCCCCGGACAAGGAAGAACGGAGAACAGCUUUGGUGACAGACAUUAAAGUUCAAGCAGACUGUGGGAAUGCAGGUGUGGAAAGGACAAUUACCCUACCCAAAGACGGAGAUGACAAAGCAGAAGCAGAGGCUGUGCAAAAGGUUGCCAUCAAAACACCGGACAAACAAGUAAUGGGAGGCUUUUUCAAAAUGCCCACUUUCAGCAUUUCAAUGCCCAAAUUCACAGGCUCUGUAGUUGACUCAAGCAAAACAAGCGCAGUUUUACCAGAAGCUCAAGUUGAAGUCAAAACAAAUGAAAAUAAUUUAAUUGCUGAACAAAAACUGGAAAUUCAGACGCCCACAAUAGAAAUAAAAAACAAAAACAAUGAAUUUGAAGAACAAAAUGGGCAGUUUGAAAAGUCAGUCUUGGACAUGACAAUUCCAAAAUCUGAAGUCAGUGGAGAAGCAGAGAUGGAAGUGCCCAAAACUGAAAAUCAAGAUCAGUCUGCUGAAAUGAAACUAAAAUCCCCUGAUAUAAAAAUUGAGGCAAAAAGUGCAACAGAUUCACCAUCAAAAUUUUGGAUGCCAAAAUUUAAACUGCCGAGGUUUGACAUUGGCUUUAGAGAGGUGGAUACAGGUGUAGCCAUUAAUGGGUCUGACAUUAACACAGAAGCAAAGGCUGGUGUUGAUAGCGCUCCAACUGUUGAGCUUGAAGGUGUCUCGCUGGAUGAAAAAAUAAAGGCUGAGGACGAUGGACAAGAAAGCAAGGCUAAGAUGCCAGAUCUUAGUUUAUCUAUGCAACUAACCAAAGAUGUCGAGGUAAAGGUGCCAGAGGACCAAACAGUUGAAUUGAAAGUUGAACUUCCUACCCCUGCUAUUGAUGGUAAAGAUUCAGAAGUGAAACUAGAUGGGCAUGGAGCCAAAUUUAAAAUGCCCAAGUUUAAAAUCCCCAAAUUUGGAGUUGGCCUAGCAACAGUCUCUGCAGAGGCACCUAAUGUGGAUACAGAUGUUAAAGUUAUUUGCUCUGACUUUCCAGUGACAGAGAAGGACUUAAACAUUGCCUCUACUAGUAUUGGCAUUGAUGACUCUGUCACAGAGAUUGGUGGCGAAGUCAAUAUUCCAAACAUUGAAGCAGGAGUCAAACUUCCAGAUGUCCAUCAAACAGCAGCAGAUUCCAAACCAGCAGAUGGCCAAGCAGAUGGUCGAGGAGGAAAGUUCAAAAUGCCGAAGUUUGGAAUUAGAUUGCCAAAGGUUGAAGUGGCAGAAAAGGAACUGACCCUAUCACAAAAAGAUUCCAAUGUUACAUUAGCAACAUCUGAAGCAAAGAUUAAGGGACCUGAUUUUGAACCUAAAGACCUGACAGUUGACGUGAACAUCAAAUCACCCGAGGUAACAAUUGGAACCAAAAAUGUGGAUGAUUCCUCAAAAUUCAAAAUGCCUAAAUUCAAGCUUCCAAAGGUUGGAGGGGGUUCAGCAACUGCCUCUAUUGAAGUUUCGGAUGUCGACACAGAUGCCCAAAUCAAAGGUGCCGACAUUAAUAUUCCCGAAGAUGAGGCCGUUAUUGACUUAGUGACCCCAAAAGUUGAAGUCGAUGCUCCAUCAGUGGAGGUAAAAACUACAGGAAGUGUAGAGGGAGGUAAAGGAAGCAAGUUUCGAAUGCCCCAUCUUGGUAUAUCAGUGCCAAAAGUGAAAGCUCCAAAGAUUGAUUUGAAGGUGUCCGACUGCAAAGCUGCCACGGAAAUCCCAGAAACAGGUGAUACACUGGGACAUGGAGGGAUUUUGGUUCCAGAACAGGACAUUGAGGUCAAACUUUCAGAGCCUCAUCAGACUGAUGCAGAUGACAAGCAAUCAGACAAAGAAGUAGAUGGGCAUGGAGGCAAGUUGAAAUUGCCAAAGUUUGGAAUUAAAAUGCCAAAAGUGAAAGCACCAGCAAUUGCUUUGACUCUGCCUUCAAAAGAAACAGUGGAGACGUCAACAGAAGCUGGAUUGGAAGUCCCUGAGGCAGCCCUGGAGGAAACCUCGCUGAAUGUGGAAAUCAAAUCUCCAGAGAUAGUAGCUGCUGCCAAAAGUUCUGAUGAAUCCACUCCCAAAUAUAAGACGAAAAAAUUUAAACUACCCAAGUUUGGAGCAAAAGCUUCCACAGGAAAGACCAAUGUUGGCAUCCAACCCAUUGAAUCUGAAAUGGAAGUUGAUGUUAAUUUGACAGAGAAAGAGCGAAAUGUUGUCCCACCAGAGGUGAGUGUCAAAAUUCCACAUUCGUCCAAGUUUGAGGCAGACUUUGGAAAGAUAGAUGUUUCAAUUCCUGCAGCAUCAGGCCAAAAGACUGACGGUGAAUCAAAAGGAGGAUUGAAAAUGCCAGUUUUAGGAAUCAAAAUGCCCAAAUUAAAAGGAGCUGAGGUUGACCUAUCAAAGAAGACAGAGGUGUCAGCGCGAGGCACCAAAGCUUCUGUCGAACUAACUGACAUUAAACCUAUUGAACCAAUCCCAACAGUGGGGCUCAAAGUUGAUGUUCAGGAGGGCGUUAAAACAACAAUUAAAGAUUUAGAAGAGCCUAAAAUGGAGAUUGAUCUAGAACGCAAAACGAUGCAAACAGAAAAAGAACUGGGAACCAAAGAUGUUCAUGGUGCUGUGGAAAUCGAAGGAAGCAGAUUUAAAAUGCCGAAAUUUGGAUUAUCCAAGCCAAAAUUCAAAGUACCUGAAAUUGAUUUAAACCUGAAGAAGACAGAUGUUGAAGUAGAGAACAAACUUAAAGAUGUUGACACCACAUUGACAGCAGAGAUCACAUGCCCAGAGAUGAAGACAGAGGUGACCCUCCCUGAUCCUGAGGUCAAAGUGCCUGAAGCUGAAGUUGAAAUCAAGGCAUUAGAGAAUGACAAUACACCUGAAAAUUUGAAUCAGUCUCCAUCAAAGUUUAAGCUACCAUCGUUUAAAUUCCCAAAAUUUGGUGGAUCUCCAAAAGUCAAAGUAGAUGUCCAGGUACCGGAGCUAGAAACAGAGUUCCAAAAGGAGGCUCCAAAUCUCACAGGGGGAAAACAGGAGGACGUGGACUUAGAAUUCCAAAUGCCCAAAGCUGACCUGGAAGCAUCGAAGCCAGAAAUAGAUUUAAGCCAAUUAAAGUGUGAUGUACCAGAAGUAUCACUAGAAGUCAAAGGUCCAGAGGGAGGACAAGAAUUGCCAUCACCUGAUGUAGAAAUGAAAGCGCCUGAGCUGAAUAUAGGAGUUCAAACUGCAGAGAGUUCACCAUCAAAGUUUUGGUUACCUUCUUUCAAAUUACCCAAAUUCGGAUUUGGUGUUGUAAGUAGUACAACCGUCCCCGAUAAGGAUCAUGAUGUAAUCAUUGACAGCCAAGAUGAAGUUGUCGAAAUAGUCCUGGAAAAGGGCCAGCCGUCUAUAGACAUAAAAACAAAAGAAGAGAAAGAGCACAUGGAUGUGACACUGCCAUCAGUCCAAACUAACACUGAAUCCCUGUGUGUUGACCUAAGAGGAGAUGAAAACGUUUCCACUGAAAUCAACGUACCCACUGAGGAUACCAAAGGAUACCAAUCUAAAUUUAAGAUGCCAACAUUCAAAGUACCAAAAUUAGGAAUCGGCACUCCAAGUGCAACCAUUGAAGUGCCUGAUGUGAAGAAGAGUCUUAAAGUUGAUGGCCAUGAAGUGGUUAGUAUUGCAGCACCAGCAUUAGACAUGGAGACUCCCAGACUUGAGCUUGAAGGAAAAAAUACAGAACUUGUAAAGUUGGGUUUAUCAGUACCUGAAGUUAAGGGCCCUUCCCUAGAUAUAAGCGCACCAAAACAGGAUGUGAGUGUAGCAAUACCCUCUGUUGAAGCUGAUGUUCAACUCCCAGAUGUUGAAACAAAAGACGUCUCUGCCACAGUGGAAUUAAAGUCACCUGAAAUGAAAGCUGUGGCUAAAACGGCGAAAGGCUCUCCAUCAAAGUUUAAAAUGCCGUCGUUCAAAUUGCCGAGAAUAGGAAUCGGAAGUCACCAGGUGACUUUAGACGCAUCAGGGCCAUCAGUUGAUGGUAAUGUCGACGUUGAGGUGGCGUGCAAACCCAACAUUGAAAGUGCAAGACCUGAGCAAGAGAGCAAAGAAAUCAAAGUUGAGCUACCUCAAGUUGAAGUGAAAUCACCUGACGUAAGAACAUCAAGCAAAGAUUUGGACGUCGCCUUACCAGAGGUUACAGCUGAGGUUGAGUUACCAGAUGUCAAGCUGGAAUCUCCAGCCAAAGUGGAAUUGAAAUCUUCUGAACUGAAAGCUGAAUUGAAAGGAUCACCCUCAAAAUUUAAGAUGCCGGCGUUCAAAAUACCUAAAUUUGGAGUGGGUUUUUCAAGCGGAAGCACGGAAACCCCUGAUGUUGACAAGGUUAAAAUUGAUGACAAGGAUGAGGUUUUGCAAGUGAGCAUUGACAUCCCGCAAAGUGACAUCAGCUUGGAAACAAAGCAGCAGAAAGGAAUUGAGAUCAAUCUCCCGAAAUUGAGGACCUCAGUACCAGAAGUCAAAGAUGCAGGCAUUGAUUUAAAUGCCUCAAACAAAGAGGUGGACAUCAAUUUACCAGCUGUUGGAAUUGAUGUUCAAUUGCCAGAUAUUGAACUAAAAGAAACCCAAAAAGUAGAAGUGAAAUCUCCCGAAAAGAAAGCAAUGACUGUUGAUGCUAAGGGAUCGCCGUCUAAAUUUAAGAUGCCAUCAUUCAAAUUACCUAAAUUUGGAGUUAGCAUUCCAAGUGCAACAACACAACCCCCUGAUGUCGACAGUAGACUUAUUAUUGAUGAAAAUAAAGAGGUUGGAGGCCUGAGCAUUGUACUCCCAGACAUUAGCACGAUCCCAUCCAUGGAAGUUCAAAUGACUGGUCCAGAAGAGCACGGGAAAGAAAUAAAAACUGUGCCCGUAGAUGUUCAACUCCCAGAAACUGAAGUGAUGGACUCCUCCGCCACAGUUGAAUUUAAACCCCCUGAAAUUAAAGGAGCUAUUAAGGAGACCAAAGGAUCAGCUUCGAAAUUCAAAAUGCCAAGCUUCAAACUGCCAAAAAUUGGGAUUGGCACUCCAAAUGCAACAGUGGAAGAGCCAGAGGUAGACAAAAGCAUCCAAGGAAACGACGAGAUCAGCGCCCAGAUUAGCUUUGAAACUCCUGAGAUUGGCCAUGAGGGGAAAGAAGUUGACCUACAACUACCCACCAUGGGUAUCUCAGGACCUGAAGUCAAAGGAUCUCACCUUGACAUGGACCCAUCCCAAAAAAUACAAAUGGAGUCACUGGUGAAAGUUGACGUCAAAUCUCCUGAAGUCAAAGCAGUCUUAAAAGAAGAAAAAGGCUCACCGUCAAAAUUCAAGAUGCCAUCACUGAAAUUACCUAAAAUCGGACGAGGAAGUGCAACUGUUGCAGUCCCUGAGGUUGACCCCAGUCUGAAAACCGAAGACAAAGAAGAAGUCAUAAGCGUUAGCAUGGUUGCCCCACACAGUGUUGUCUGCUCAUCCGUUGGCAUUGAUCUUAGUGGGCCACAGCUUGAGGGGAAAGAGGUUAAGCUGGAACAACCAAAUGUCGAUGUAUCUGCAUCUCAUGUAGAUGUCACUCUGCCAAAAGUGAAAGCUGGUGUUGAUCAUGAAACAAAGGAAGCAAAAGUGGAGAUGGUAUCUACUGAAAUCAAAGCAGCAACUAAAGAUGCAAAAGCUUCACCAUCAAAAUUCAAAAUGCCAGCUUUUAAACUACCCAAAAUCGGAAUUGGGUCGUCAAGUGCAACUGCUGAAGUACCAGAGAUUGACAGUGGUCUUAAAACUGAGGGUGAGGCAGUAGAGGUUAGUAUGACAGCACCGUCGAUCACCAUUGAAAGUACCAAGACUGAGCAUGAAGGCAAAGGAGUUCAGAUUGCCCUUCCAGCCCAACUCAAAGGACCUGCGGUGGACAUCACACUACCAUCAAUAAAGUCGGACAUUCAGCUCCAAGACAGUGAGUUCAAGGAAUCAUCUGCAAAAGUUGAAUUUGAGACUCCAGGUGUAAAAGCUGCUGCCAAAGAUGCAAAGGGAUCACCAUCUAAAUUUAAGAUGCCAUCAUUAAAGUUACCAAAAUUUGGAUCUCAAAGCGCAGCAGUUGACGUGACUAAAGGAAAUGCAGAUGUUGUAGUAGAAACUACAGAUGAGGAACACGACAGGAAAGAGAUGGAAGUUCAACUGUCUGAUAUUGAUUCAUCUGCACCUAAAGUAGAUGGCGGAGAAGUGGAUAUAAGUUUGCUGCAUAAAAAUGUGGAUGUCUUUCUACCAAAACUCGAGGCAGAAUUUCACCACGAAAUUAAACCUCCCACUCUUGAUAUAUCCACAGAUAAAGCGCAGGAUUCAUCUAGUGAUGGCACACCAGCAACCAACCUUGAGGACAAAAUAAAAAAGUCAAAGUUUUCAUUCCCUAAAUUCUCAUUUUCAAAACAAACUUCUAAAGACUUUCAGGUUAAUGCCAGCCAACCCACCGUCGAUGUUUUGAUAGCAGAAGGAAAAGUGGAAGUCAUAGAGCCGCCUGCGGAAGUGAAACUAGUGGAAAGCAGUGCAGAAAUUGAAGGAAAAGAAGGCAAGUUUAAAAUGCCAAAGCUUGGAAUCUCACUGACAAAACCAAAGAGUACCGAAAGUGAUUUAGCUUUAUCUAAAACAGACGACAAUGCUACACUCCCAAAAGUUGAAAUUACGAGGCAGGAAGUAAAGGAGCAAGCGGAAGUAAAUGCACAGGCGAAUGGAAGUGAAAGAGAGGGAACAGGAAGCAAGUUCAAAAUACCAAGCUUUGGCUUCUCAGUACAAGGAGGUGACAACGAUGGUGGGUUAUCCACAAAGGAUAUUGAAGUCCAGUUGCCAGAGGUAGAGGCAAAGGUGCAACUUUCAGAGGAGGAAAUGGAACCAACAAAAAUGUCUGAAACUAAAGCCAUUGAAACAGCGACAGAGGUAAAAGAUGCUGGCGGGUCACCUUUCAAAUUUAAAUUGCCAUCUCUGAAGAUGUCCUUAUUUAGAAGUCAAGCCACCACAGAAACUUCAAUGACAGACAAAGAAAGUGAAACGAGACUUGAAGGAGCAAACCUGGAGGAGGACAUGUCCGUCACAGAAAGCCCUGUUGUUGAGCAUGAAGAGGACACUUCUAAACCUGAAAUAUCGGUUGCUGAGGAGACUAAAACUGAAGAUGCGCCUGCAAGUCCAGUCUCUCCCAGUAGAUUCCAACUACCCUUAUUUAAAAUUCCAACACUGGGCUUUUCAAGACCACAACCCGAAGAAGAAUAUAUGUCAGUCGAAAGCAAAAACGAUCAGCUUGAGAUCAAAGUAGAGUCAAAGUCACCCAAAUCACCAAAAUCAGCGUUGGCCUCAGUGGGUGACAUGAUGCAGAAUCUCACUAUUGAAUUUGAUGUGUCUAAAGAGGAAGUGGAACAUGUCGAAACUACAAAUGGAACGCUGGAAAAGCAGGUGGAGGCAAAGGUGAAGCCAAAAGAAGACGUUCAGGAGUCACCCAAAAGAUCUGAUUGGGGUGGAUGGUUCAAGUUCCCCACGUUCGGGCUGUCGUCUCCAUCAGAACAGCGGAAGAGGGAAAAUGUGGACGAAGAAGUAAGUCCCACCAGCUCUGUCCAGUCGUCAGAUGCUUUUGCUGAUGUCAGCUCCACAAUAACCAGUGAGCCAACAGGCCUCUCUCCGUCUUCACCUACCAAAGUCACCGUCAAGUACACAGAUCCCGAUGACAAGAUACACAGUAGCAUAACCGCUUCCACUAAGAGAACUCAGGUAAUAUCAGUGGAGCCAAUGAUGGCAGAGAAAAUAACCAAUCUUUCUUCUGGAGUUUCGUCGUCGUCUGAAGACACACUCAGACUUGAAUCCGGGAAGAUUCAUCUCCUGACGUCAAACAUCCAAGCCACCCCGGAGUCCCACCACACAAAGCUUGUAACGUACGUCCAUGACCAGUCAGAAGGAGGCCUUGCCAUUGAAACAGAAGCAGGUGGACCCAGAAGUCCUGAACACCCAUGGACUGGCAAGAUUGGCUUUGAAAAACAAGUGAUUCAGACACAGUCAAGUGAAAGUAGAGAAACCGUUGUCAUCACCAAACAGGUCACACGCGUACUCAACCCGGCUGCAGAACCGAUCACCCACGAAACAGCAACAUCCAUCCGGCAGCUUAAAGAAACAGUCCAUUCUGAGAAAAUGAGAUUUUUUGAUAAAGCCAAGAAAUAAAAGUUGGUUUUAACCACAAUAUAUCCUCAAGAUUGAUGCCGGAGAACAUGACAUCGACAUCUUUUUUAGGCACUGGUUAAUGCUAAAUGAUGACGUUACGCUGUGUCAAAAUGCUAGAUAGAUUCUAAACGUCUGCAAAUGUGUAACUCAGCAACAUCAACUAUAUUUGCUUGUGUGUACAGGAAGCCUUGUAUUUUGCUUAUCAAUGUACAAUAAUGUCAGAGUUGCUUGUUUUCUCAUAUAACACUACGGGCAAAUCUUGGUGAUAAAUCAUUCAUAGAAGAUCAUUUGCAUUUUAUGGCUCAACUAAUAUGUAUAUAAACAAUCCAGAUAACCAAAAGCCAUAAUGUAUAAAAUGCAUAUUUAAAAACAAAGGUGGAAUGAAACAGUCAAUAAAGCUGGUAUAAUGCUGGAAUAUUUUUAAAUAUAUUUUGCUUUAGAUCUGAUUUGCUACAAUAAUGUGUAUUUAUGCUACAUAUACAACUGCCUUACUGUAUAAAUGGCAACAUUACUUUUGCUGUGGAAAGAAUUUUUAUUGACCCUUUAUUCUGUACUGCAGUGUUUGUAUUAUACGUCAAUUUUAACUUGACUUGUUUGCAAUUAUGAACAAUAAACAC